GGCCCAUGGUAUUUUGCUUCACAUUCUGCCAUGCAGCUGUUUCAGCAGCUAGGGGAGGCAUUGGCACGACUGACAAGCGGUCAAUGUGCCUGGAAUGACCUCACCAAAGCAGAAUUGAGGAAUCUGUCUGCCGAGUUGGAGGAGCCGAAAAGUGCCAUCGAAGGACUCGAGGGCCUCGCUUUGGAGUACUCAUGGCAGGAGCUGCAACAGGCUACAGAGAGCUUCGCGCCAACUCGCCAGCUCGGUGCUGGAGCAAGUGGUACUGUCUAUUAUGCCACCCUUUGUGAGGGCACCGAAGCUGCAAUCAAGGUGUUGGAUGCCCCGGCGCGGGGCGGGUUUGACGAAGAGGUGAGACUCUUGUCACGCUGCCGGCACCCCAAUGUGGUGAUGCUUCUAGGGUUUGCCGAAGAGACCCAAUUUCCCUUCGCGCCCAUCAACCGACGAUGUGCACUCGUUUACGAGAUGCUGCACGGCGGUGACUUGUACCGAAGGCUGCGGGAUGAAAAACCCUACCAGUGGCAGGAUCGCCUGAGAACAGCCACGGAGGUUUGCCGGGGUCUUGCUCACCUACAUAAGCACCGACCGAAGAUCUUUCACCGCGACAUCAAGAGCCAAAACAUCCUCUUCAGCAGUGAUGGCACGGCUAAAAUCGCUGAUUUUGGCUUGGCAUGCAUGGCCAACCACCAUCACGAGCACGAGGUGGCCACAGUGCAAGUCGCUGGGACGCUGGGGUACUCUGAUCCUUUGUACACCAGGACUGGUGUGAUAUCUGAAUCUAGCGAAUGCUACUCUUUUGGUCAGGUCCUCAUAGAAUUGCUGGUGGGUAGACCACCAGCUGUGUUGGCGCAGGAUGGCCAUAGCUGUGUCUUCUUGAGCGACGAGCUGCGGCCAAAGGAGGACCGGGCGAAAGGCCGAGUUCUGAGUCGUCUAGACGGACGUGCUCAGUGGCCACUGCAGACAGCUGCAAGCAUGGCCACCCUUGCUUUGCUUUGCAUCCAUGACGACGCUGAUCGUCGGCCAUCCUUUCUAGAGGCGACUGACAUGCUUCGAGACCUGGCUGUGACUCCAGCCUCCCCCAAGCAGGAGCCUGCGGAGACAGAGCAUAGCCGGCACUCGCAAGACAGCCAUUACGAGGACAAGAACUCGAACCAGAAGGCUCCAGACAUUGCGAGAGAGAGCAGAUCUGGAGCUUCCGGUGCGUGUUCCCCACCGUUGCCCAAGUGGCUGGAGCUUCGGUCAGCAGAUGUGUUACAGCGGCUGCUGAGAGAGGCACAGCACUCACAGCACAAUCAAUUUUCAAAGCAUUUGCAACUGGAGCAAGUCCAUCAAGUCCAUCAAGUCCAUCUCCAUCAAGUCCUGCCAUCACCAAGAGUGCAUCACAUCGCGCAAUCACCGCCUUGUCCACCACCACACAUCCAUAUCCAGGAGUCCAGAAACCAUGCAAUGUCUCCUCAGUGCCCGGCCGCAGCCUCGUUAGCAGCACAUUUGGCGACGCCCGGCCCACAAGCGCAGCAUCCCAAGCAACUGCAGCUGUGGCCCACGGCUCCAGAACUGCAAGGGGCACAGCCGAUGCAAACACCUGCGCUGUUCGCACAGUUGCCUCCAGCUCGAGCCAAAGUACAACCGCUUCUUGAGCCUCAGCAGCCUCAGCAGCCUCAGCUCAGACAGCAUGCAAAGUUCAUGCCAGAAGCUUCGCAGGUGCACUUUUGAUACUUUUGAGGAAAGAUGCUCCAAGGUUCAGAUUCAGAAUGAUUCAGAUUCAGAUUGUUUUUUUCCUUUGUUUUUUGAGUGGAUAUUUGGAUGUCCAGCUGACGCAGGCAGACACUGUGAAGGAUCUCAUCGAGCAAUUGCAGCAAUGGCCAGGUUCCAGCAUUGCGUCUACUCCAGGUCCUGAAAUGCAGCAAGGCAGACCCUGGGGAGGAGCUGAUGGGAAGCCUUUAGAUGAAAGGACAGUUCCUUCGCUCUGACGCGCUUUUUCUGUCGAAACGAAAGGUGGACGCAGAUUUGUUGAUGCAUAUGCCAGACCCAGACAUGGUGAGUUCAGCAAACAAAAUGGAGACACAAUGCUUCAAUUACUGAAGACUGGCCAUCUCAAAGCCAGUGCGAAUUCAAGAAAGUUUAGCUCGAGAUGCAGUGACAUUCAGAGUAAAACUGUGCGCCAUGCAGACUGGAUCGGUCUCGAUCAGUUGUGUGACCUGGAUCGGUCGAUUCUUCGACAAGACAUGUGAU
This is a messenger RNA of Cladocopium goreaui, 2229 nucleotides long. The record is from the annotation of a GenBank genome assembly. Lineage: Eukaryota; Dinophyceae; Suessiales; Symbiodiniaceae.